AUGGAUUUGACCGAGCUUCAGAAUCAAGAAUAUGAGGUUAUUGCUGAUAAGACUCUUAGCAAUCAGGACCAUCUGUUCAAGCUCAUUAUCAUUGGUGAUACCGGAGUUGGAAAGAGUUGCCUCCUCAGCAGAGUUAUGGACAACGAUUUCAAAGAAGAGCACAAUGUUACCAUUGGUGUCGAAUUCGGAUCGUUUGUCAUCAAGAUUGAUGGCAAGAUUGUCAAACUACAAAUCUGGGAUACUGCUGGGCAGGAAUCUUUCAGGUCCAUCACCAGAAUUUUCUACAGAGGUGCACAUUGCGUGUUCUUGACAUACGAUGUGACAAGAGAUGACACCUUCUUGGACGUUAUCGAUUGGCUCAAGGAAGCCAAGCAGCACUCAAACCCAGACAUUCUUCUGUACCUAAUCGGUAAUCAAGCAGAUUUGGAAGAUGACCGUCAAGUGACAAAGGACAGAGCUAUCGAGUUCCAAAAGAAGAACAAGAUCGAUGCCUUCUUCGAGACCUCAGCUAAGACAGGAAACAACGUUGAGGAGGUCUUUGCUCUUGCUGCCAAGCAGCUUUAUGCCAUCCACAAAAGAGACUCCAAAGGAGAGACCAUCGAGGAUCCUAUCAAGUCUGAUGGAGGACCAACCAAGCUCAAUGUGAACGAGCAUAAUGAGACUGACGGAAAGAAGAAGAAAAAGGGUUGCUGCUAAAUAUUUCUCACUUCUAUUUACUUUUGAUA
Moneuplotes crassus is the source of this 725-nucleotide messenger RNA. NCBI's taxonomy places the organism in Eukaryota, Ciliophora, Spirotrichea, Euplotida, Euplotidae. The record is from the annotation of a GenBank genome assembly.